CAUAGCUUUCUGUGCAAAUAGCCCUCCAAAGUUUGGAAUCUUCAUAUGAAAAUGCUAAUCAAAUUUCUCUCAACUUAACUAAUGUUAUCAUUAAAUAUGGCUGCAUUUCCCCCUUCCUCAAUAGCAGCCAGCAAUAUUUGCAUUGGCAUUUCUUGGAAUCCAUGCUUUCUUUCAAACUCUUACAACCUUUUAAGUACCAUAAAGCUCAACUGUUUAUUGUUCAAAUGUUAGUAGAUUCUUGUGCAUCCUCUUCAAGAAAAUAGAGGACUUCUAAUCAUACAUUCAAUUCAAUUCUUUGAUACCUUAGUUGAAUUUUUGUCAAAAGAGAGUUUGCAUUCUAUUUCUGGCCCAAAAACAUUGUUUUUACAUUUGGGAUUUCUCCAAAAACUCAGAUUUAGAUUGGGACAGAAGAAGCAUGAGUUUCUUGACAUUUAUCACUGGAUCCACCAAAUCAUGGCAGCCAGCCAUGACUGUAAACACAACAACUGCAGCUUAUUGGUUAAACUGGAGGGUGCUUCUCUGUUCGUUGUGGGUGCUGAUGUCGAUGGUGUUCGCCUCUCUUCUUAUAUCGAAGCAUGAAUGCCGAAGGAGUUCACUAGAAAAUGCAGAGAACCAGGAGAAAGAAUUACCCGGAUUCUUGCAUGAAGAUGAGGUGUGGAGACCGUGCCUUCGAAGCAUUCAUCCUGGCUGGCUCCUCGCAUUUAGAGUGUUCGCCUUUCUGAUGCUUCUGUUGAUGCUUAUACUGAAUGUUGCUGUUGACGGGGGGAGCAUUUUUUACUUCUACACACAGUGGACUUUCACACUGAUCACAAUUUAUUUUGGGCUUGGAUCAUUUCUGUCAAUUCGUGGAUGCUAUGAAUAUGACGACAGAGGUUAUGCUGAGGAGCAUUUGGACACGGAGCGUGGCAAGGGCAAGGAGGGGAAUCAACAACAAAUUGUUCGCCAAGAGGCAGGAUGCUUGGCAUAUAUUUUCCAGAUCAUUUUUCAGAUGAAUGCCGGAGCUGUAAUGCUGACAGACUCAGUCUUCUGGUUCAUACUAGUGCCCUUUCUUGUCAUCAAAGAUUACCAUUUCAAUUUUUUGAUCAUAAACAUGCACUCAAUAAACGCGGUGUUUCUGCUCGGGGAGACUGCUCUAAACAGUCUAAGGUUUCCGUGGUUUAGAAUCGGAUACUUUUUUCUGUGGACUUGUGCUUAUGUUCUGUUUCAAUGGAUACUACAUGCCUGUGUCUGGAUAUGGUGGCCUUAUCCCUUUCUUGAUCUCUCAUCUUCCUAUGCACCAUUGUGGUAUUCAACUGUGGCAUUGAUGCAAAUACCAUGCUACGGCAUUUUUGUGCUAAUAAUGAAGGGGAAACAUUCUUGUCUAAAGAAGUGGUUUCCUGAGUCAUAUUGGUAUGCUCACCUCUGAAAUACCGUGAUUGAAGACUUCAAUUCUAAUUCCAAUUCCAAUUCCAAUUCACAUCCUCGUACAAAACGGAGCCUAAAAAGUUUUGAGCUUUUCGAAGGAAAACAAAGUGGCAAGGUGAGGCCAUUUCAAUCGUGGUUAGAAACAAGAGGUGGAUUAUUAGAUUUUGAGAGAUGUGCAUGCCAGUACAGAUUGUUACUCCAUAAAUGUAUGUAACUAGAAAUAGAUUUCAGACACGAAUAUAGGGAUACAUAUAUAUAUUCUUCAAUCUUCAUGUAGCCGUCGCUUUCAUUCUUUGUCAUACCACUGCAUGUCUUGAAGCUUACAAGCUAUGCACGUUACAUUUGUCAGCAAUCUCAUAAUGAUAUAAAAAACUUUUUACAAGU
Messenger RNA from Salvia hispanica, 1788 nucleotides. RefSeq names its product UDP-N-acetylglucosamine-N-acetylmuramyl-pyrophosphoryl-undecaprenol N-acetylglucosamine protein. Gene Ontology annotation, cellular component: membrane. Lineage: Eukaryota; Viridiplantae; Streptophyta; Magnoliopsida; Lamiales; Lamiaceae. The record is from RefSeq and is a predicted model, not a curated record.